Molecule: messenger RNA, 2368 nt
Organism: Coccidioides immitis RS
Lineage: Eukaryota; Fungi; Ascomycota; Eurotiomycetes; Onygenales; Onygenaceae
Exons: 2
Coding region: 1155-1784 (209 amino acids)
Source: RefSeq, a predicted model, not a curated record
CUCGACCACAGUCCAAGACAAUGAUACGGUAAUGGCAGGAUUCUGAGAGGUGCACAGCCAGGCGCUCUUGACAGCUCCGUUCCUGAAUAGGAGCCCCCAGAGUCUGUUCAGCGUUGGCAGCACAGCCUUACCGGCCAGAACGGAGAGACGCUGGCGGGGUGCGGGUCUCGAAGGAGCAGAGUGAGGAGGAGUGCAAUGAUGGCUUGAGUCAUUGACGCAGUGGGGUGGACGAACUCUCUGGGGUGCACCUCCUCGCCACCCGUUCGCCAGCCGACAUCAAGUCCUCAUUGGGCAAUGCUGUCGACUCACGUUUUCUGCAGAAACAACAGCAUUAUUAGGGUUCUUAGUGAAAUGUGUCAUCAUUGGCGAGAGCUCCCUAUUGUCAACCAUCCCGGGACAAACUCUCUGCUUCUAGCCAAACACCAAGAGCAUGGUCGGGGUCAGCCGGAGGAAGAGCAAAAUACCCUUUAACAUGAGCGCAGGCCAGCAGUUCAAUGCCUGGCAGUAAUCGGUCGCUCACGUCAGUUGUGUGGAGAGCGCUCUACACCAGCCAGCGUUGCAGCAGCCGCCUGACUCCCGCGAACUCCCCCGGAGUCUUGACUCUUGGCCCAGCGGCGACGCCCGUUCGGGCUUAGCGUCACUGCAAGGCAGAGCAGGACGGAGAAACCAUCUGCCUGUCGACGGAUACCGUAUCGUUACGCCGUAUCAAGUCCGUUUAAGCGCCAAAUCAUCUGACGUCAGUGCACGGUGACCGUAUCGUACAGAUGACAGGGGCUAUUUUUACCGCUAACCCAGGCACCCAACCCUCCAUCCACCACAGCCAUCAUUGGUCAGGAGGCGAUCUAAGCUUCAUGCGCUCUCCUGGGUGCGCAGACACUUGCCGGGGUGCAGUCAUCAGAUAUGGAUGGUCCUGGGGCUACAAAUACCGCUGCGAACCCCCCGCUGCUCCAGAGCGGAUCAAGCAUUUUCUGCAUUCUAUCUGCAAUUCUCCAUUGGAACUCGAAAACUGCGAAGUCUGCAACAAGGUGUGGUAUACUUUGUAUUCAUAGCAGCGAAACCUCUACCUGCGCGAAGCACGCUUCUCCCCUCCGAGUGCUACUCCUAUAAAGGGGCACUUCUCUAGCCCAUUGUAUCUGGCCUCGUACCAUUUCAAAAUGCCGUCCUUCGUCGCCCCCUGCUCCCCCCAGGCCCAGGGGCCCGUCGCCCGCCUACCGCUCGAUGACGAGUGGUACGUGAUGGAGCGUUAUGCCGCCCACGCCUCACACUGUGCUCCAUGUGCCCAUCCUUACACAACACUCCGAACCGGCCAGUCUCUUUGCGCACGCGGCGCUCGCCAUGUCACCAACAUGGCUCAAUAUGUCUACACCCACAACGGCAAAGCCUACUCCGUCGCGGCGAAAAACCGCGGUCUUGUCCACGAAAUCGAAAUCCCAGCCAACUUUGAGGCUGUCUCUGAAUUGAUGCGUGCACUUGAGUACGGCCUCAAGAUUAAGAAAGCACAGGCUCGCGUCGUCGUCCACGACCAACGAAGUGACGCUGAGCAAGGACCUGCAACGCCCGUUACCCCAGCGGGCCCCCAGAUGCUUGAAACGCCUGUCGCGAUGCAACCUGGUAAUCGUGACGAUUCUAAGGCUCUUACGAUCCAACAAACUAAGGCCGUCCAGAAGCGCCCCGACGAUGGCAACUUGCGCGGCACCUUGUACAAAGAAGACUUGUCUGUCAAGCCUCUCGAAAAGCACUACACUGGUCCUCGAAUCAAGACUCCUCACCAGUAUCUCCGAUGAAUUAGUUCGGGGUCACAUUCGAACACGACACUCUUCAAUUUCAAGACGCCAAAAAUAUUUUCUUAUAGUGUUCCUGGCUAUUGUGGGAUUGAACCAAGAACUUUUAUCAACAGCUUUACGCUCUAAUCAAAAGAAUAUUCCGGGCAACCGACGCCAAUUUUUUUUCCGUUGCGGCAAAAAUUCCCUUAUUUGGCAAGGCAGUUAGUUUGCUUUGGUGGCGAGCUGGAAUGAUCACGUCCGCCUGAAUGCGCUUUUCGCUCGGUCACAUGUUGGGGGGGGAGGCACCGCCUAAAACCCUGACCCCAAGGAGAGAAAUUGAUGAGAAGGUCCGGAACAGAGAAAGGUUCCAGACAAGGGAAGAAGAAUAAAGAGAGACAAGAAAGAGGAGACUUGUCUUUUGCAGCAUAUUUUGCCAACAUUGUUGCUUGUUACAUUGUGCUGCUCUUGUUAAUGUCCAGAUACCUACUUGUACUUUUAUGUACCAUACGCUGUGUAUAUUAUCCUACCAGCCCAACUAUGUAAAUACAACUGGAGGAAAAACAUUCCUCUGCAGACAUUUAUUAAAUAAAUUUGCUUUGUCUGCU